Molecule: messenger RNA, 1511 nt
Organism: Setaria italica (foxtail millet)
Lineage: Eukaryota; Viridiplantae; Streptophyta; Magnoliopsida; Poales; Poaceae
Product: probable transcription factor FL
Exons: 3
Coding region: 54-1223 (389 amino acids)
Biological process (GO): regulation of DNA-templated transcription
Molecular function (GO): DNA binding
Source: RefSeq, a predicted model, not a curated record
GAUACACCCGGUUGCCAGCCUCUUGCACCGUCGCACGCACGCUGCACCCACGCAUGGAUCCCAACGACGCCUUCUCGGCGGCGCACCCGUUCCGGUGGGACCUCGGGCCCCCGGCGCACGCAGCGCCCGCGCCCCCGCCGCCACCACCGCCGUCGCUGCCGCUCGCGCCGCCUGUGGGCGCGCCGAGGGAGCUGGAGGACCUGGUGGCCGGGUACGGCGUGCGCCCGUCGACGGUUGCGCGGAUCUCGGAGCUCGGGUUCACGGCGAGCACGCUCCUGGGCAUGACGGAGCGGGAGCUCGACGACAUGAUGGCCGCGCUCGCGGGGCUCUUCCGCUGGGACGUGCUGCUCGGCGAGCGGUUCGGCCUCCGCGCCGCGCUGCGCGCCGAGCGCGGCCGCGUCAUGUCCCUCGGCGGCCGCUUCCACGCCGGGAGCACCCUGGACGCCGCGUCACAAGAAGUGCUGUCGGACGAGCGGGACGCGGCGGCGAGCGGCGGCGUGGCGGACGACGAGGCCGGCCGGAGGAUGGUGACCGGCAAGAAGCAGGCGAAGAAAGGCGGUGCAGCGAGGAAGGGCAAGAAGGCGAGGAGGAAGAGGGAGCUGAGGCCGCUGGACGUGCUGGAGGACGAGGGCGACGAGGACGGCGGCUGCGCAUCGGAGUCGACCGAGUCGUCCGCUGGUGGUGGCGGCGGCGGCGGCGGCGGGGAGAGGCAGCGGGAGCACCCGUUCGUGGUGACGGAGCCCGGCGAGGUGGCGCGAGCCAAGAAGAACGGGCUGGACUACCUGUUCCACCUGUACGAGCAGUGCCGCGUCUUCUUGCUGCAGGUGCAGUCCAUCGCCAAGCUGGGCGGCCACAAGGCCCCUACCAAGGUGACGAACCAGGUGUUCCGGUACGCGAAGAAGUGCGGGGCGAGCUACAUCAACAAGCCCAAGAUGCGGCACUACGUGCACUGCUACGCGCUGCACUGCCUGGACGAGGAGGCCUCCAACGCGCUGCGACGGGCGUACAAGGCCCGCGGCGAGAACGUCGGGGCGUGGCGCCAGGCAUGCUACGCGCCGCUCGUCGAGAUCGCGGCGCGCCACGGGUUCGACGUCGACGCCGUCUUCGCCGCGCACCCGCGCCUCGCCAUCUGGUACGUGCCCACCAGGCUGCGGCAGCUCUGCCACCAGGCGCGCGGGUGCGGGAGCCACGCUGCCGCCCUCCCGCCGCCCCCGAUGUUCUAGAGAUCUCACAAGCGCGGCGGCGGCCGGAGGCAGGCAGUUCGAUGGUCUCGUCGAAGAUGGAUGUAUGUGCUUUCUCUGAUGAUGUUGUCACUCGUUUGCUGUGUUCUGAGCUUCUGGCUAGUUAGGAAUGGGCUUAGAAAAUCAGAAGAAAAGGAGUGGUGGCGCUACUUGUUGGGCCUGAGCAGGCCGGGACACCAGUUUACAGACAGUUUGGAUGACCCACGCAGUAUGUUGUACUGUAUCUUAUCCCUCGUGAAUGGUUAAAAAAAGUUGUAUCCCUAAGUGUGA